GCACCCCGACAAAAACAAGGACCCAGGAGCCGAAGACAAAUUCAUCCAGAUUAGCAAGGCCUACGAGAUUCUCUCCAGCGAGGAAAAGAGGGCACACUUUGAUCGCUACGGAGACGCCGGGGAAAGCCAGGGCUACUCUCAGCACCAGCAUCGCCAGUUCCACCACUUCCACGAAGGCUUCUAUUUUGACGAGUCCUUCUUCCACUUCCCUUUUAAUUCGGAGAGGCGCGACACCUCUGAUGAGAAGUAUUUGCUCCAUUUCUCCCACUAUGUCAACGAAAUCGUGCCAGAUAGUUUCAAGAAACCUUACCUCAUUAAAAUAACCUCCGACUGGUGCUUCAGCUGCAUCCACAUCGAGCCUGUGUGGAAGGAAGUCGCUCAGGAAUUGGAGGCGCUGGGCGUGGGCAUCGGAGUCGUUCACGCCGGGUACGAGAGGCGCCUCGCCCACCACCUAGGCGCACACAGCACGCCGUCCCUGCUGGGGCUCCUGAACGGCAAGAUAACCUUCUUCCACAACGCCGUCGUUCGAGAAAACCUGCGGCAGUUCGUGGAGAACCUUCUGCCGGGGAAUCUCGUAGAAAAGAUUACAGAUAAAAACUACAUCCGCUUCCUCUCCAACUGGAAGAAAGAAAACAAGCCCCACGUCCUUCUAUUUGAUCACAUGCCAGCUGUGCCGUUAUUAUACAAGCUGACGGCCUUCGCGUACCGCGAUUACUUGUCCUUUGGCUACGUGUACGUGGGACUCCGGGGCACCGAAGAGUUGUCCAGCCAGUACAACAUCAACGUCUACACGCCCACCAUGAUGAUCUUCAAGGAGCACAUCGACAAGCCCGCCGACGUCGUGCAGGCACGAGAUAUGAAGAAGCAGCUCAUUGACGACUUCCUUUCCCAGAAUAAGUUCCUCAUGGUGGCCAGGCUCACCAACCAGAGGCUGUUCCAGGAGCUGUGUCCUGUGAAGAAGUCUCACCGUCAGCGAAAGCACUGUGUGGUCUUACUUACCGGAGAAGGCGAUAAGUUUGCUAAGGCUUACGAGGCAUUUUUGACUUUUGCUGCGGCCAACACAAAAGACACCCUGAAGUUCGUGCACGUCUAUACCGAUCGGCAGCCGGAGUUUGCGGACGCCUUGCUGAUGGAUGAGGAGAAGUAUCGAGGAAAAUCAGCUGUGGUCAUUCUGGAGAGACGCAAUAACGCAGGGAAGAUCGCCUAUAAAACCUUGGAGGAGGCCUGGCAAGGCAGCAAAGAGGACAACUUCAUCCUCCUGGAUCUUCUGGACCAGCUGAGGACUGACCCCGGCCUCCUCUCUUCCGAGACCGUCCUGGAGGACUUGAAUGACGAACUCGCUCCCAUGUUCCUUCUCCGAUGGCUCUACUCCACGCUGGACUAUGUCUCGGACUGCUGGGACAGUUUGUUUCACAGUAACUGGCGAGAAAUGAUGCCGCUGCUGUCCUUGCUCUUCUCAGCGCUCUUCAUCCUCUUCGGCACCGUUAUUGUUCAGGCUUUCAGCGAUUCGAGUGACACAAGGGACUCUCCUCCCUCCGAGAAAGAAGAAACCGCCGCAAAGACCGAGAAGAACGACGCGAGCUUCAGCAAAGAGAGUAACAGCAGGAUUCCCAAAAAGGGCUUUGUCGAGGUGACCGAGCUAACAGACGUCAACUACAACAGCAACUUGGUCCGCCUGAGGCCGGGACACAUGAACGUGGUCUUGAUCCUCUCCAACUCAACCAAAACCAUCCUCCUCCAGAAGUUUGCCCUGGAAGUCUACACGUUCACAGGGAGCAGCUCCCUCCAUUUCUCCUUCCUCAGCCUGGACAAGCACCGAGAAUGGCUGGAGUACCUGCUAGAGUUCGCGCAGGACGCGGCCCCCAUCCCAAACCAGUAUGACAAGCACUUCCUCGAGCGCGACUACACGGGCUACGUCCUGGCUCUCAAUGGCCACAAGAAAUAUUUCUGCCUCUUUAAGCCUCACAGAUCAGGGGACGAGGGGGGAACCCUGGGGUCGUGUGAGGAUUACAACUCCUCGCUACACCCGGAAGCCAGAGGGAAAUCCUCCUGCAGCCCGGGCUCUCGCUCCAUAAAAAGCAAGUUACACAAAUUGUCCUUUUGGAUGGAACGCCUCCUCGAGGGCUCCUUACAGAGGUUCUAUAUCCCCUCGUGGCCCGCGCUAGACUGA
Molecule: messenger RNA, 2170 nt
Organism: Leptosomus discolor (cuckoo roller)
Lineage: Eukaryota; Metazoa; Chordata; Aves; Leptosomiformes; Leptosomidae
Source: RefSeq, a predicted model, not a curated record